Scatophagus argus is the source of this 4339-nucleotide messenger RNA. It is a transcript of the gene runx1, whose product is annotated as RUNX family transcription factor 1. Lineage: Eukaryota; Metazoa; Chordata; Actinopteri; Scatophagidae. The record is from RefSeq and is a predicted model, not a curated record. Bases 1485 to 2996 code for a protein of 503 amino acids. Gene Ontology annotation, molecular function: ATP binding; RNA polymerase II cis-regulatory region sequence-specific DNA binding; DNA-binding transcription factor activity, RNA polymerase II-specific. Gene Ontology annotation, cellular component: nucleus. Gene Ontology annotation, biological process: regulation of cell differentiation; regulation of transcription by RNA polymerase II; neuron differentiation. The transcript is spliced from 8 exons.
CACACACACAGGGAGUUUUGUGGUGAUGUCACCAGCUAAAGGACCUCUGGGAGAGUCGCUGUGGGAAGCUCACUGUCCACCAGCUUGUGUCUGUCACAGUGGUCACCUUGAGGUUUGGACAUACAUGUGGAUUUAGCUUCAGAGAGCAGUGGUUGUGUGGAAAAGCAUUUUAUAUUUACUUGAAUAAGGGUACCUGUGCUUAACUUGAGUCUUUUCUUUUCACGUUAUUCACACUUACAUCGUACUUUUUAUUUCUCUAAAAUUAUAUGAGGACAGGCCUCAACAAAACAGCCAAUGAAAUCAACCAAAAAGUAGCAGCUGCAUGCUUUUUUCUUUUUUCCUUAUGUUGGACAGAUUUGCAAGAUAACUAGCUCGUCAUAUGCACGUUGCAACCAAUAUGCAACGAAUCGAAAUGUCUCUUUUAGCCACUAUUAUCACAAUACGUCAAGGCACAGCCAAUGUCCUGCACAGUAGAGUUCAAAUCAAAAUCCAGAAAAAGAUGAAUCGACAAAUCAGCUCCCAGCUGGUUCAGCGUGAGACAAACUAACUCACAUCAACCAGGACAUCCAAAUAGCAAAAGACAGAUAGUAAAGAGGCAAAGGGCUGCUAAGAGCUGCUAAAUGGCUUUUUUUCCUCACUUGCACUACAGGCUGAGACAGACGGUUUACCUGAGUAUUGUGCUAGUUAACUAGCUAACCAGAAGCAGAGCAACCAACAUGAGACAAAGCAAAAAGUCAUGUCCUCUAGCCACUAUUACUGCUACGCUUUGUCCAUCUUUUAUUAUGUCCCAAAAGCAGGACACAUUUAGCAAACUUGCUCAUGACAGGUUCACUGCUUAAACCAAACACAUUCAUAUCACUCAAUGAGUGACCUCAAUAUUCCACCAGAACUUCAAAAUAGUGAGGCAGAGGGACGGUUGAGAUGGAGGAAAAGAAGAAGGGAGGGAGAGGGAGGGAGAAAAAGGGAGAAAAAUCAUUUGAGUAGCUAAAUAAAAUUAGCAGCUUUAAAGAGCCUGAGGGCAAAGUGGAGUCGUGUCCCCUGUGGCUACGCUUUAGAGAAGGAGGGAAUGAAUUAAGCUUGACUGGCUCCUCUCCUCCUUCUCCACCACCUCCUACUUUCUCCCUCACAUCUUUCAUGUUUUUUACUAAUAUGAUGGGUGGUGGUGGGGGGGUGGUGAGGAGAUGACCGAGGAGUAUAUAAGCCGUUUGUGAAGGUGAGGAUGGCUAGAGCUCCUCUUUGUUGAACAAGUUUCUGAAUCUCCUUAAAGUGUCUUGCUGACUUCAAAUUUUGGAUUUUUGGAAUAACAAAAAGUGAAAACAAAAAACAAAAGGAUCUUCUUUACCUUUUCUUUUUCUUGCCACUUUUUCCCAUUUCCCACUUGCUUUUAUCCCUAUUCUUAUUAUUGUUGCUUCCUCUUCUUUCCUCCUUCUGGGUGCCGGACCUUUGGCCCCAGCUGUUGCUGCUUCUGCACCCAGGACUGCAGCAUGAACCCUGGGGCAUUCUCCAGCUCUGGCCCCCUGUCCUGGGCCAUGUACCUGGUGAGGAAAGGCCGAACAGGCAGCGGACUCUUUGACCCAGCCCCCGGCCGGCGUUACACCCCCCCCUCCACCACCCUCGCCUCGGGGGGGAAGAUGGCCGAAGCCCUGCCCCUGGGCGCCCAGGAGGCCGGAGGCGGGGCCGCACUGGUGGGAAAACUGCGCAUGGCCGACCGCGGCAUGGUGGAGGUGAUCUCCGAUCAUCCAAGUGAGCUGGUGAAGACAGACAGUCCCAACUUCCUGUGCUCUGUGCUGCCCACACACUGGAGGUGUAACAAGACUCUGCCCAUCGCUUUCAAGGUGGUUGCCCUGGGCGACAUCCCUGACGGCACCCUGGUGACGGUGAUGGCGGGAAACGAUGAGAACUACUCAGCUGAGCUUCGCAACGCCACGGCCGCCAUCAAGAACCAAGUGGCCAGAUUCAAUGACCUGCGCUUUGUUGGCCGCAGUGGAAGAGGGAAGAGUUUCACUCUGACAAUCACAGUGUUCACCAACCCUCCUCAGGUGGCUACGUACCAGAGAGCCAUUAAGAUUACAGUGGACGGUCCCAGAGAGCCACGGCGCCAUCGGCAGAAGAUGGACGAGGUCAAACCCGGCUCUCUGGCUUUCUCUGAGAGGCUAACGGAGCUGGAGCAUCUGAGACGGAGCUCGAUGAGGGUGACGCCUCCUCACCACCAUCACCAUCAAGCCUCCGCCAACACCCGCCAGUCUGCAGCGCUCAACUCUGCCUCCUUCUCCAGCCCCACGCACACUCAGAUAACCACUGAUUCCAGGCAGAUGCAGUCAUCUCCAUCUUGGUCCUACGAUCAGUCAUAUCCCUACCUUGGCCAGAUAACAACACCCACAGUCCACACAGCCAACCCCCUUUCACCUGGUCGAUCUUCGCUCAGUGACCUGUCCUCACGACUCACAGGUCCUGACCUCACAGCCUUCGGCGACCCCAGGAUGACCUUAGAACGACCUUUCACCUCCCUACCCUCCUUGCCUGACUCCCGCUUCUCUGACCCCCGGGUCCACUACCCUCCCACAGCGGCCGCCUUCACCUACACCCCCUCUCACAACCCCGUCUCCAAUGGCGCCCUAGGCAUCACCAUGGCAACGGCCAUGGCAACCACUCCAGCAGGGAGGUACCACACCUACCUGCCUCCUCCCUAUACAGCAAACACCCCCCACCAGGCUCAAAACGGGCCAUUCCAGUCCACCUCCUCGCCAUAUCACCUGUACUACUCUACCGCCGCCGGGUCAUACCAGUUCUCCAUGAUGGCUGGGGGAGGAGGCAGCAGUGACUCGCGUUCCCCGCCGAGAAUCCUGCCACCGUGCACCAAUGCCUCCACGGGCUCCUCCCUGCUGCACCCCUCUUUGCCCAGUCAGAAUGACGGAGUGGGUGUGGAGGUGGAGUCCAGCCACAGCAGCUCUCCGACAAACAUGGCAGCUGCUGAAGCUGUCUGGAGACCUUACUGAACCAGCUGAGGUGGCGGAGGAUACUACGCAGUGGGCGCACUCAUGUAAGGUGGUCACGAGAUGGCGGACACCCGACACCACUGAACACAUAAAUGCACACCAAAUAGGCAAAGCAGGGCUGAGUAGAGCUGAGUGAAACAGCUUCUGUUUCAUGGAAAAACUAAAACCAACGAUUCGUCCAUCUCCCAUGACUUUCUGACUUCCGGACUCCGUGUCUCUCAGCUCCAAGUUCCUACUGAGGACGUAAAUCUACAAAAACACCUCACAAGUAUCAGUUUCAUUUUUGAAAGGUCAGAUCAUUUCUCACAGAGAAAGGAGAAAAUGUUGGGAUGUGGGUUAGUCUCACUCUCAGGAGAACUUCUAUUAAAUGAAGGACAAGCGGAGAGAAAGCAGGGCAAUAUUUUGGUUUUACACUGACAAAGUGCAUGCAGCAGCACUGAACUGAUCUCAAUUCAGCUUCCUUUGUAAAAUAACAAGACCUCUUCUUUGUAAAUGUUGUUGGUGUUGUGAAAAGAUCAUUUGCUCAUGCCAAAUAUUGUGAAUGACCUGUUUGUGUUUACCUUCAGUGCAUUUAUCGUAGUUUCACUCACCCAUGAUUCAUGCUCGUUCUUGGUUGACAUUUUUAGAAAAACUGAGCCCAUCUUCUCUUGAAGAAGAUAAAGAAACAUGACCACCUCACUCACUGAAGUGGUUUUUAUGACCCCUGGGGCAAAUCUGAACAAAACCUGAAUAUGACCUCCAACCUUGACUUCACUGCAAACUGAAUCCUCACCCAUCGAAAUAAUUAAAAAUACUUAAUUUUACACUGGUUAAGUGAGUCGAUUAAAUACUAACAGUACUGGAUUCCAAUAAGAAAUUUCAACCAGAUUUCAGCAUUAACAGAACAAAAUGUCGAUGUUUGGGACUAAAUUAUAUCCUAGAUGUUUUUCACACGGGAUAUUGUUUUUUUUUAAAUUGAAAGAUUGUCUUAAGUCAGCAGCUUCCAAGCCUCCUCUCUGUUGAACUUUCUCACCACACUGAGAAACAUUACAGCAUGAAGUUUUGUUAAAUAUUUUAAUUUAUUUCUACAACACCAUUUUUGGUAGCAUUUUGAGUUUGUGUGCGUGUGUGUGUCCACAUAAGUCACACUGACCUAUGAUUCACUGUCGAUUUGUGCUGCAUAUAACCACAGCUGUAAAUGACACCCACAUUUGAUCAUGUUUUCAUCACCCUUCUCUCUCUCUCUCUCUCUCUUACACACACACACACACACACACACACACACACAUGCAAAGGUUUGUUUUGACAGUGUUGACUGUGCACAUUUGAUUUCGAUUUGUAUAAAUAUUCUUGUGAAGAAAAUA